GGGAGAUCGAGUGUUUGCAAUUGUGUGUCAGUCUAUAAUGCUACCAGACAAGUGCGGCGGCAACGGGGACACCCCGGUGUCCCCGCUGCUAUUCGUUACUUCAUUUUCUUCAGUCUUUUUUUUCGUACACUUUCAAACGACGUCGAUUCUUUAGAGAAGACGCCGACACAUUUUCGCGGAAAUUGACGUUAAUAGAGUAUUCCUAAUUCAUCGCGUAAAUAAAGCUAGCCGGUAUCUAUUAUUUAAACAUACGCAAAGUGUUUUCUUCAUCUUAAUUUUCGUUUCUCGUUCUCUUCCAAAAUUAAACUUGUAUUUACGCGUAAAUUUUUAUUAGAAAAUUAAAUAGAUGUUAUUAGAUAUCGUCUCUUUUCUCGUCCAAUAAUUCUCCAAACGCCGAGAUUUUACUUAAUUAAUCUUAAUUCCUUGAAUUAUAAUGUAAUUGAGACUGCAAUAUUCAUAAAUGUUUUGCUUAUUACUGGAUUACAAGAAUAUUUACGAUUCGAAAACCAGAUUGAAUUUUUUUUAUGUGAUAAAUCUAGAGAUAAAUUUUACUAUGUAACAAGAAAAUACUCUAUAUAAGUUCUAUUGCUUAAUCGUUCUAAUCAUGCGCUAUCAAUUUACAGAUGAAAAGUCAUAUUCGAGCAGGUGGUCACGAUUACCGUUGCCGCCUGGAGUCACCGUGGAAUUACAAAAUCGCAAACUCUGGGAGCAAUUUCAUGCCGAGAGCACAGAAAUGAUCAUCACCAAGUCGGGACGACGCAUGUUUCCAUCCAUCCAGUUAACAGUAAACGGUUUAAACAAACAGGACUAUUAUUACGUGCUUAUGGAGAUAACACCGGCCUCUGAUCGCCGUCACAAAUAUUGCGGAAACGGCGGAGGUGACGAUGAAAACGGAAAUAAGAGCAACAAUAUCGGAGGCUGGAGUUUUGCCGGGCCGUCCGAGCCACAGCCGCCAUUUGAUCGCAGAAUAUUUUUUCAUCCCGAUAAUCCCGCAACAGGCGAGCAAUGGAUGCAAAAUUCGAUCAACUUUAACAAACUAAAACUCACGAACAACAUCGUCGAUCAUCGUAAUAACGUGGUUCUAACAUCGAUGCAUAAAUACCUUCCUACGAUUUGGAUAAUUCGUUGCGCCCGUGCGACAAAUCUUAUCGACCUUUUUUCUCAUCCAGCCUCGUCAUUUGCUUUUAAGGAGACUGAAUUUAUCGCAGUCACGGCAUAUCAGAACGAAAACAUCACGAAAUUGAAGAUUAACAACAAUCCGUUCGCGAAGGGAUUUCGCGAAACGGGACAGUCGCGAUGCAAGCGUAAAUAUCAUCAGAUAGGCCAUGCUAGUCGAUCAGACGAUGAAGAGGGCAAUUCUUUCUCCGAUUCGUCCGAGUCGAACCGUAGCGCGAGUAGCUUAGACGACUUGGCGCAGAAAUCGGAGAUCAAACAUGAAAUUAAAAAUUCCGAUGACUGCGACGAUAUUAAAUCAUUGGUUCCAAUUGCCGAAGACCAAAGAUCAUCUUUAAAACUGGAAAACGAUCACGAAAGUGAAGUGCCAUCUCCUUUCCAUAGACCCUGGUUAGACUCGCCGUCGCAUAAACCAACGGCACCGAUGAUGCCGAUGGUACCGUCAAUGUCAUCGUUGUCAGCGGUCAACGAUCUGAGUUGGUCCUAUUACUUUCGAUCUUUGCAAGUGCCGUUUAUCGCACAACAAAAUUUGGCGAGAUAUUAUCAGUAUCAGUGCCCGAUGUUUCAUUUCAGGAAAUUAUGAUUUGUACGAACGGACGUUGUUUCAAUUUUUCUCGCGAUGUUGUCGCAAUUAGUUGCACUUUUGGCGCGAAGAAUAAUUAAGAAUGUGUAAAUAAAUAUCGAUUAAUUAAAAUUUAAAGUGACCAAAAUUUUUUUUUUAAUCGAAAUAUGACAGAUAAAUAAAAUUAAAUUAACUCCAGACAUUGACCUGGAAUUCGUAUAUCUGGAUAAAUUACAUUUUAACAUUUAUCUGUUCAUAGGCCAAAGAUUAUUAUAAAUAC
Formica exsecta is the source of this 2015-nucleotide messenger RNA. RefSeq names its product T-box protein 2-like. Bases 605 to 1756 code for a protein of 383 amino acids. Gene Ontology annotation, molecular function: DNA-binding transcription factor activity, RNA polymerase II-specific; RNA polymerase II cis-regulatory region sequence-specific DNA binding. Gene Ontology annotation, biological process: positive regulation of DNA-templated transcription; regulation of transcription by RNA polymerase II; cell fate specification. The transcript has 4 exons. Lineage: Eukaryota; Metazoa; Arthropoda; Insecta; Hymenoptera; Formicidae. Gene Ontology annotation, cellular component: nucleus. The record is from RefSeq and is a predicted model, not a curated record.